Molecule: messenger RNA, 1086 nt
Organism: Naegleria lovaniensis
Lineage: Eukaryota; Heterolobosea; Eutetramitea; Acrasida; Naegleriidae
Exons: 3
Coding region: 1-1086 (361 amino acids)
Source: RefSeq, a predicted model, not a curated record
AUGUUUAUCACCUCUGUAGCGUAUGACUAUUACAAGGGCUUUGUUACGGCCUUCAUCGAAAUUACAGACAACACCGAUGCCAAGUUGUUCGGUAAACCACCAGUCCACAGAAUUGUGCCAAUGAUAAACAUCAUUGCUCUGAUUGAAAGUAUACUGUCGGUCAUUUUCUGGAUCCUUGUAGCGAUCCGUUCCUCAGUUCCUUCAAUGUCAAUGUUUAUUGUUUUCGUUCCUGUUGAGAUUUUCUUCAUUUUCAUGCUUGGUUUGAUGCUGACAAUUUUCUCCAUCUAUGUAGUGAUAUCGUUCAAACAUACAAGAAAAGUAUUUUGGAUUGUCGCAUACUGUCUCAUUUUCCCAGUGGUAUUCAUCAACUUGGUACUAUUCUUUGGUAUGCCAAUUCUAGUUUCCAUUCUAUUCCCACUUCAAAACAUUAAGGUACUUCAAGGACAACGUUCAUGGGAUGUCACACUCUUCCUCGUUCUUUGGUUAGUCGGAGGUUUGUUGAAGGCCUUCGUUAGACCAAGUGAAGACGAUAGCAAUCCAUAUCAACAUGACAACAAAAACGUCACCUUCACUGCAAUUUAUGUUUGCGUCCUCUUUUUGAUUGCAGUUUUUAUCUUCUUGAUUUCUGCUCGAUUGGAUCAAAAAGUGCCAUUCUCUGAAUUGCCAUUCCCUCCUGUAUCAUACUGGAUUGUUUUCAUUCCAAUUUUCGUCAUUUGGGCAAUUGGUACCAUUCUGUAUUCCAUCAAAGCAUUCUUGGAAUUGAAAUUAGUUUACAAGAAGGGAGAUGUUAACGGAGAUGGUAUUUUCAAAUCUAUUUAUUAUAUCGGAAUGAUUAUUUUCUUGAUUAUGGCACUCAUUACAUCCAUUUUGUUGUGUGUGAAGUUGUCACUCCCAACAGAGGAUCAAGACAAAUUCAGUCUCGGAUGGUGUUUCCUUCCUUUCAUUUUGGGAUUCUUUACCAUUGCUUGUUGUUGCUCCAUUCCAUUCUUCCCUCAAUUCCGUAAAGUCAAAUCUGCUGCAUUGAAGAAUAAUGUUUCAGGUGAAGUGGAAGAAGCAGCUGAAAAGGAAAUGCAAUGCUUCCUUUAA